Messenger RNA from Letharia columbiana, 1257 nucleotides. RefSeq lists its product as uncharacterized. The record is from RefSeq and is a predicted model, not a curated record. Bases 1 to 1257 code for a protein of 418 amino acids. The transcript has a single exon. Lineage: Eukaryota; Fungi; Ascomycota; Lecanoromycetes; Lecanorales; Parmeliaceae.
AUGGAAACCGGUCUUUCACCUGUCUGCGACUCCAGGCAAUGCCCGGUCCCAUUGUACCUCGGAGCCAGGAGCCAAUCAUUCCCUCGGCGAGAACCUUGCGUUCUUGUUACAGAUCAAGGCAAUGACUUGAUUGAGCGGCGUACCUGUUAUAGCGAACACGUACCCCGUGCUCCACCACCAUCACCUACUAAGCUCACUCCAUUGACCUGUGCCGAACUUAACGAAGCUUGUCCAUCCGCCUCUUGCGCUCUGCUUCUCGUCGACCGAAAGAUCGAGGCACACCGGGCAAGGCUGUCACCAACAGAGCACAGAAAACCCCCAGGCUGGUACUCUCACGCCCUUAUGAGUGAUAGCGUUUCCAGGAUGAAGCUCGAGACUUCCGAUGAACAGAUGCACAGAAUGACUCCACUGCAACAGAUCUCAUCGGCAUCUGACGAUGAUGAUACAACAGUGACGAACUCGAGCUGUCCCUCGUCAAGAAGCAGCGGCACUAAUACUCUUGUGAAUGACCUUCCAGGCGACAGAGAAGUCGCUCCCCAUUCCACAGCCAUCGGCGUCCACUAUCAGCGCAAAAUAGCAACCUGUCCGCAGUUGGCUACCCAGCCUCCCUCUCCAAAGUCACCCACCUUCAGUCUUUUCAAUCUACGAUCUUCAAGGACUGCUAUGGCAGACGCGCCAAGCAGGUUACGUUCCCCUUCACAAAGUAGCGAUUCCUUAGGACCUCGACCCACUGUCACCGGCAGCCAAAUUUCUUCGCUAACACCGAUUGGCUCAAGCGCCAUUCCGGACAUAGCAGGACUACCGCUGGUGUACGAGCAAAGCAAGACGAAGUCUUGGCCAGGCUCAUGCAGCUCGCUUCCAGGACCGGACAUUGUCAGCAUGCCCAAGUUUACAACGAGGCCAAAAUCGCGCGACUGCGACUUCGCUUAUGCUUACUGUAGAGAACGCAAGGCAGAACGUGAUGGUGUGAUACCCAGCUGCCGGAAGUGCCUCUCGAGAAGCGAGACUUGCUCUUUCAACAAAUACUGUACAAGUCUGCAACCUUUAGAAGAGCACGCGAGAGGAAAAGAAACGAUGGACGAGCAAGAGGCGGCGACAAUGGAAGAGGAGCAUUCUCAUUUUUCUGAUUACAGCACGGACGAGGAUGAUGACGGCGAGAAGAUACCAUCGAACGCUCGGCUCUUCAAUUCCCUAGGCAGGCUACACUCAAGGUCGAAACCCAGGUUGUCCUGGGGCAAUUUGUUCUCUAGGUCUUGA